This is a messenger RNA of Aspergillus nomiae NRRL 13137, 831 nucleotides long. RefSeq lists its product as uncharacterized. NCBI's taxonomy places the organism in Eukaryota, Fungi, Ascomycota, Eurotiomycetes, Eurotiales, Aspergillaceae. Bases 1 to 831 code for a protein of 276 amino acids. The transcript has a single exon. The record is from RefSeq and is a predicted model, not a curated record.
AUGACGGAGACAACUGAUCGCAAUGAAAAACGUCAAAUUUUAUAUGACGAAGGCUGGUCCGUUAUUUAUGGUGAUCUUAUUAACGAAUGGGAUCUAAUCACUGGCAUUGCGUCUAUUCCUUUCAGCGCUACUGGUGCCUGGUUUUCCGAGCAGCUUCAAGCUCAAUUGUUAAAAUUUCAACGGAGUCUACGUGACGUCUCUGAUGAUAUCGUCGAACAGGCGAGAGACUACCUGAAAGAUCUAUUGCAACGCAAAAGUAUCGGUGAAGCAGAGUUUAAUGGUUUAGGGGUCAAAGUUGGAAUCCUCACGUAUCAUCGUAGGCUGGAAGCCUUGGGGGGAUGGACAAAACUGCCUGAUAAUUAUCAACCGUAUAUGGCUCUACGCAUUACCAAGCCUUUGUCGCCCAAAGAGCCACCCAUAACCGAAGAAGCCAAGGGCCGACCCACACCGCUCGGCCGCAAUCUUGGCUCCCGCCUCAAAACAAAUGGUCAGACGAUGUUUGAAGGUGAUUAUCUCCAAUCUGAUAACGGUAAUUACCGAUUCAUCUGUCAAGGUGAUGGGAACGUCGUUUUGUAUGGGCCCGGAAAUACGGUUGUCUGGCAGUCAUACACCGACGGGAGAGGUUAUCCACCUUUUCGCAUUGUCGCGCAGGCGGACCGCAAUAUCGUUCAAUAUGACAGAAACAAUAUACCGUCUUGGAGAACAGGAACCGCCAUGACGGGAUCUGACCUUUCUGAAUGUGUUCUUAUCCUUCAAGAUGAUCGGAAUUUGGUUUUGUAUGACCCCGCGGACCAUUGGAAGGCCUUAUGGAACACUAAAACAGCAGUAUAA